Molecule: messenger RNA, 831 nt
Organism: Hermetia illucens (black soldier fly)
Lineage: Eukaryota; Metazoa; Arthropoda; Insecta; Diptera; Stratiomyidae
Gene: RpL19
Product: 60S ribosomal protein L19
Exons: 3
Coding region: 153-773 (206 amino acids)
Biological process (GO): translation
Cellular component (GO): ribosome; cytosolic large ribosomal subunit
Molecular function (GO): structural constituent of ribosome; RNA binding
Source: RefSeq, a predicted model, not a curated record
UACAGGGCACAACUCAUGGGUUUUCUUUUGUUUAUUAAUUAUUUCACAAUAUUAUCAAAUACAGACUCAAAUUCGACUUGUAUAAAAGCGACGUACUUCCGCCGCGCCAUCUUUAAUUUCUUUCUGAAGUACGUCGAGCGAAAAUCGACAACAUGAGUUCGCUAAAGUUGCAAAAGAGGCUGGCAGCCUCGGUUAUGCGAUGCGGCAAGAAAAAAGUGUGGUUGGAUCCCAAUGAAAUCAACGAAAUUGCCAACACCAAUUCCCGUCAAAACAUCCGCAAACUUAUCAAGGAUGGUCUUAUCAUUAAGAAGCCAGUAGUCGUGCAUUCCCGCUAUCGUGUCCGCAAAAACACAGAAGCUCGUCGUAAGGGACGUCACUGUGGUUUCGGUAAAAGGAAGGGUACAGCCAAUGCCCGUAUGCCAACGAAAUACUUGUGGAUGCAACGUAUGCGAGUAUUGCGUCGUCUCCUGAAAAAAUACCGAGACAGCAAAAAGAUUGAUCGUCAUUUGUACCAUGAUUUGUACAUGAAGUGCAAGGGUAACGUAUUCAAGAACAAGCGUGUUCUCAUGGAAUACAUUCACAAGAAGAAGGCUGAAAAGGCACGUAGCAAAAUGCUUUCCGACCAGGCUGAGGCUCGUCGCCAAAAGGUGCGCGAGGCCCGUAAACGACGAGAAGAACGUAUUGCUAAUAAGAAACAAGAAUUGCUACAAAUUCAAGCUAAGGAAGAUGAAGUUGCAGCACAAACCGCAACUACUGGCCCAGCUAAGAAGUAGAUGAGUUCUUUGUUUUUGUAAAAAUAAGUACCACAACUAAAAAAAAAAAUAUAUGUUU